GCACAACGUCAAAUGGUAAAUCUUUCCCAUAAGCCAUCAGUUCAUUAUAACGGCACAACAAGAACUGAAGCUCUGGAGCUUUUAUAUUGAGGUUUUUUGGAGAGCAUGUCUGACUCCAAGGAAGGACACUUCACUGUUCUUUAUUUUGCUACUGCUAGCUCAUACACUUCAAAGGACUCCGAGACUUUUGCUGCACCUCUCCCUCUUUCAGGAUUGUUCGACACUUUAGAGGAUCGAUACAAUGGAAUGAAAGACAAUGUCUUGCGCAGUUGCUUAGUGACUAUCAACUUAGAGUAUGUUGAUAUCCCAGAGACAGGCUCUGACAACACGGAAAUAAUCAUCAAAGAUGCGGAUGAGGUAGCCAUUAUCCCGCCAGUGAGCUCUGGGUGAGGCAGUACUAUUUGUGAUAUACGAUAAUAUUUAUGCCUCUUUUGAAAGCCUUGUGAAUUCUCCGUUUAGUUCUAUUAGCAUAUUUAAUUCACACAUUUAAUUUCACA
Molecule: messenger RNA, 497 nt
Organism: Botrytis cinerea B05.10
Lineage: Eukaryota; Fungi; Ascomycota; Leotiomycetes; Helotiales; Sclerotiniaceae
Exons: 2
Coding region: 106-390 (94 amino acids)
Biological process (GO): Mo-molybdopterin cofactor biosynthetic process
Cellular component (GO): cytosol
Source: RefSeq, a predicted model, not a curated record